AUGCACAGUGACUACGCAGUCGCGUGGAUAUGCGCCUUGCCACUUGAGAGGGCGGCAGCAGAGGUCAUGCUGGAUGAGAUCCACGAACCUCUUCCUCAGCCUCACACGGACUCGAAUGCCUACGUACUGGGUACAUUAAACGGACAUCAUGUUGUUAUUGCUUGUUUGCCAACUGGCGUUUAUGGGACCGUAUCCGCUGCAACUGUUAUGGCCCAUUUAAUUUCAACUUUUCGUCAUAUCCAGUACGGACUCAUGGUGGGGAUUGGAGGAGGGGUACCGAAUAAUACCAAUAACAUCCACUUGGGGGAUGUGGUCAUCAGUAAGCCAACGGGGCCAAACAGUGGUAUCAUUCAGUAUGAUUACGGGAAGGCAGUUCGAGGAGGGCGAUUCGAGCAAACUGGGAUGUUGAACUAUCCACCGCAAGUCUUGUUAACGCACAUGGGUGGCCUCCAGGCGAGGGAGAUGACUCAAGCCAACAGUCCUCUCGCAGGCAUAGUACAGGAUGUACUGGAGCGAAACCCAGGUAUGAAGGGGAAAUUCGCAGUCCCGAAUCUGGACACGGACUACCUCUUUCAGUCCUCAUACCACCAUAUCGAAAAUGAAAGCAACUGUGAGAAGUGUGAUAAAAGCCAACUAGUUGAACGACAGGAGCCCGAUUCCAGAGCACCCCAAAUCCAUUAUGGUUUAAUUGCGUCUGGAAAUCAGGUCAUGAAGGACCCUGAAGUACGGGACCGUGUAGCCAAAGAAUUGGGGAUCAUUUGCUUUGAAAUGGAAGCAGCUGGGAUUGCAAAUCAGCUCCAAACACUUGUCAUCCGAGGCAUAUGCGACUACUGCGACUCCCAUAAACUCAAAGAGUGGCAAGGAUACGCAGCACUCACCGCAGCGGCUUAUACAAAGAUGCUCCUAUCAGUGGUUCCAGUUCGCCCUAAUGUUAACUUG
Molecule: messenger RNA, 939 nt
Organism: Aspergillus versicolor CBS 583.65
Lineage: Eukaryota; Fungi; Ascomycota; Eurotiomycetes; Eurotiales; Aspergillaceae
Product: 5'-methylthioadenosine/S-adenosylhomocysteine nucleosidase
Exons: 1
Biological process (GO): nucleoside metabolic process
Molecular function (GO): catalytic activity
Source: RefSeq, a predicted model, not a curated record